AUGAUUGUUACACGUCUUAUCUCCCUGACGAACUUUGCCGUCGCUUCGUCCGCGCUUGGCUUCCAGGUUUUUGUCCUGUACCCGUGGCAUAUCCAGCUGGACAACUCGUUUGAGGAACUCAAGAAGGAACAUCUCAGGGUUCUGGAUGCGGUUAGAGAGGUCGCAAAGGAGGUUGAUCCGGAUUCGAGGAAAGGAGUGGCCGACUCUAUCUUGGGACGCUUGGGAAUGAGCGCUUUCAGUGUCAAAAGUUUGUUUUUGCCUAAGCCAGAAUCUCCCGUUACCCUCAGUGUUUUCGACAACAGUAAUCCUGUAAAAUAUGUCGCAGACGGCGUCGCCAGUAUUCCUCCCCUGUCGAUAAGCUCAGGGAUGAAAUUUUCGGAGGUCGCAAGAUACGCCUUCUCGGGAGCGAUUUGCUGUUCAUUUACUCAUGCCCUACUGACUCCAGUCGAUGUGGUCAAGACCCGGGUUCAGCUCGAACCAGUUAAAUAUAAUAGAGGCCUGGCAGGCGGGAUGCGCCAGAUCGUCGUCAAUGACCGUGCUGGAGCACUCUUGACGGGAUUCGGACCGACGGUGACGGGAUAUUUCCUGCAAGGAGCUUUUAAAUUCGGCGGCUACGAAUUUUUCAAAAGACAAACGAACGACUUUCUAGGGCCGGAGAAAGCGGCUGCACACCGGAAUGCUGUAUACCUUGCCUCCUCUGCUGCGGCCGAAUUCCUUGGUGACAUUCUGCUCUGCCCAUUCGAGGCUGUUCGGAUUAGAUUAGUAUCCCAACCCUCAUUUGCACCUAAUAUGCUGUCCGCAUUCGGUAGGAUGGUCAAGCACGAAGGAAUGGCUGGCCUUUACUCCGGGUUCAUGCCGAUAGUAUUGAAACAGGUCCCGUACACGAUGGCGACGUUUGUGGUGUAUGAAAAGGCUCUCGAAGUAGCUUAUUCCUGGAUCAACAAAGAAACGGCAUCGAGCACAGCACUUUCGGGAGUGAACCUCGGUUGCGGUCUUAUUGCGGGUAUGGCAGCUGCGAUAGUUUCACAGCCCGCGGAUACGGUAUUGAGCAAGAUCAACAAGGAAAAGGGGCGACCAGGUGAAGGAACUGCGCGACGUAUCUUCAACAUCGUCAGUCAGCUUGGCCUUCGCGGAAGCUACGCAGGUAUUGGACCUCGGUUGGUCAUGGUGGGAGGUAUGACGGCCGUCCAAUUCGGAAUCUACGGCCACAUCCAGAGAGCUUUGGGCGCGACUAAGAGCACCGCCGAAGUUAAGCAAGAAAAGCCUAAGGUUAUGGAGGUAGUUAACCUUCUACAAACCGCGAAAUAUUAA
Daldinia decipiens is the source of this 1311-nucleotide messenger RNA. Its product is annotated as mitochondrial phosphate carrier protein. The transcript is spliced from 5 exons. NCBI's taxonomy places the organism in Eukaryota, Fungi, Ascomycota, Sordariomycetes, Xylariales, Hypoxylaceae. Gene Ontology annotation, cellular component: mitochondrial inner membrane. Gene Ontology annotation, biological process: mitochondrial phosphate ion transmembrane transport. Gene Ontology annotation, molecular function: phosphate transmembrane transporter activity. The record is from RefSeq and is a predicted model, not a curated record. Bases 1 to 1311 code for a protein of 436 amino acids.